AUGAAACUUGUUCGAGCUUGCCCUUCAAAGCUUAGCAAGCGUGAACUAGAGGACCUCUACUUUGCCCUCUUUGACAGUAAUGUGGACUUAAAACGUACCAUUAAUAGCCAAAAUGAAAAGAUUAAACAAUUGUCCACUAAAGUCCAGAGGCUUUCAGCAACUCAGAAGACAAGUCUUGGGAAAGAUGAAAGGGACUGCUGCUCAGGUGGCAAAGCUGUUAUCCGUGAGCAGAAAGAAAUUAUAGCAGAGUUAAAAAGAAGUAACGACCGGUUGUCUGAGAGGAUUCGUAUUUUGAACAUGAGACUGUGCUCUGCUAAACAGUUUUUGGGAAGAAAUUCGGCCCGCUGUAACAGAUCCUGCCUUGGAGCUAGUGCUUCUGUUAAAAAUGCAUCAACAGAUGCCCUCAAUACCAGCGUCAAAAAAAGUGCAAGUCAUCUUCUGACAACGGCUACUUCCCUUGACUUUAUUGAAAAGUAA
This is a messenger RNA of Parnassius apollo (apollo), 477 nucleotides long. The record is from the annotation of a GenBank genome assembly. NCBI's taxonomy places the organism in Eukaryota, Metazoa, Arthropoda, Insecta, Lepidoptera, Papilionidae.